Molecule: messenger RNA, 6801 nt
Organism: Colossoma macropomum (tambaqui)
Lineage: Eukaryota; Metazoa; Chordata; Actinopteri; Characiformes; Serrasalmidae
Gene: map2k6
Product: mitogen-activated protein kinase kinase 6
Exons: 12
Coding region: 1270-2403 (377 amino acids)
Biological process (GO): MAPK cascade; protein phosphorylation
Molecular function (GO): ATP binding; MAP kinase kinase activity
Source: RefSeq, a predicted model, not a curated record
AUAAAAUGGACAAUGAGUGUAGAAACAAGGAGGUGAUCAUAAUGUUAUGCCUGAUCAGUGUAUGUUUUUGAAUCAGCCUGAUGGAUGAGAAUGCAGCCAAUUCACACUCUGUUUGUUGUGACAUAAACAUGUGAUUGUGAAAGAUAAAUUUUGUUUCUUAAGGUUAGAACUGCAGCUAGGAGGCUAAUGUUGCUAACAAACAGUACAACUCAUAAGUUGCUUAAAUAACCCAAAUUGUUUCUGUAAAAGUACAUCACCAGAACUUCUCUCAGCCCCCUCAAACCACAUCCAGGGUUCAUUAAGGUCACACAGAGAUGCUGAUGUGGUUUAGAGCACAGCGAACUAUGAAAAACGACAGCUUUGCCACUGUGGGCAGCUUUCAGACAAAGCCUGGGCUGUUAAUCGCAGAGCAGGACUGAUCUUAAAUCAGAGUCCUCUGUAUUUUUAGCUCUCAUUGUCACAAAUACUGAUUCUAGAUCAGCACUCCUGCUUUUGGGGUAGUUUGUAAACCCUGUUAUCUAAGCUGGCUGCCCACGGUUUUGUUCAGUUUCACAGCUCAUCGCAAGUCAUACUUUGUCCUGAGUUUUCACAACCUCAGUGAUGACCUGAAUGUGGCUUUAGAGAAGUUUUGGUGAUGAACUUUUUACAGAAAUGAUUUGGCCUAUUUGGGUGGCUAUUGAGUUAUAGUGUUUGUUAGCAACGUUAGCCUCACUGCUCCACUUCUAAACUAAACUUUUGUCAUUUAUUUUAGAAAUUUGUGUAAAAACAGCUCAGUUUGAAAGAAGCGCAUGCAGUUUGCAGUAUGCUCAAUUAGGAGCUUCCAUUAGGAGUGAGCUAUAUCAGCCUCAUAGCUCCAGUUUAAAACAAUACAGGGAGACUUCAGACACCAAGCAUGUCUUGGUGAUUGACUACACUGGAGGUAAAGGGAAAGUUGUGUAAAUCUGAGGAAAGGCUGGCCUGUUGAUUUUUAAAGCUGGUAUGAUUUAGCUGGCAUGCUAAUGUAUUCAUGAGCUCAGAUUUAAAUCUGCUGCACCACCUAAACGCACCUUUCUGGCACAAGCUGUACCUGCGCAGGCUGUUAUUGUUCCUGUUCAGCGGAGUGGAAGGGUCGAGUUAGGCAGUUGGGCGUGCAGCUGCGCAGUGCCGUGUGUGUGUGUGUAUACCUGCCCUCAGGUGUUUGGAUUGGCUCGCCCUGCUGUCAGUCACCCCGAACCCUGCCCGUUGCCGUGGUGCUCUGCGGCGCCGGCGCAAGAAGCUCCAAAUGAGAGAAUGCGACGGUGGCUGUUGCCUCGUCUCUCUGUGUCACUGCUGUACGCUCGCUCACUCGCUCGUGCGCUUUCGCUCGCCCUCUGCUCUCGCUCUCUCGCUCCCCAGCUUUCGCUCAGCCAGGAUCUGGAGCCGCGUGCGCUGCCCGACCGUAAGAAGAAGCCGGUGCUCAAGCUCUCUAAGGAGGCGUUUGAGCAGCCCCCUCCUGCUGCUACACCCCCAAGAGACCUGGACUCUAAAGCCUGCGUUACUAUUGGAGAGAAGAACUUUGAGGUGAAGGCAGAUGAUCUGGAGCUGAUUGAGGAGCUGGGCAGAGGGGCAUAUGGCGUGGUGGACAAGAUGAAGCAUGUGCCCAGCGGUGUGAUCAUGGCCGUCAAGAGAAUCCGGGCAACAGUGAACACUCAGGAGCAGAAGCGGCUGCUGAUGGACCUGGAUAUUUCAAUGAGAACAGUGGACUGCUUCUACACAGUGACUUUCUACGGGGCGCUCUUUAGAGAGGGUGACGUGUGGAUCUGUAUGGAGCUGAUGGACACGUCGUUGGAUAAGUUUUAUAAGCAGGUUCAGGAGAAGGGUAUGACCAUCCCAGAGGACAUCCUGGGCAAGAUGGCAGUUUCAAUUGUGAAAGCUUUGGAGCACCUGCACAGCAGACUGUCCGUGAUCCACCGAGAUGUGAAACCCUCCAACGUUCUGAUCAACAUGCAGGGCCAGGUGAAGAUGUGUGACUUUGGUAUCAGCGGCUAUCUGGUGGACUCGGUGGCUAAAACGAUGGAUGCUGGCUGCAAACCCUACAUGGCGCCGGAGCGGAUAAACCCGGAGACCAAUCAGAAAGGCUACAACGUCAAGUCUGAUAUCUGGAGUUUAGGAAUCACCAUGAUCGAGCUGGCGAUCCUGCGCUUUCCGUAUGACUCUUGGGGGACGCCAUUCCAGCAGCUGAAGCAGGUGGUGGAAGAGCCAUCACCACAGCUACCUGCUGACCGCUUUUCGCCAGAGUUUGUGGACUUCACAUCACAAUGCUUAAAGAAGAAUUCCAAAGAGCGGCCAAACUACACAGAACUCAUGCAACACCCCUUUUUCACCUGCCACGACUCCAAAGAGACAGACGUUGCUAGCUUUGUGAAGAUCAUCCUCGGCGACUGAACACGCCUCCUCACGGUGAAACUGACCUGCCGCCGGCGAGGAAAAGCGGGACUAUUCCACAAAAAAAAAAAUAAAGCACCAAUCGCAAGACUGACACCUGUAAGACACGCCCACCUCAGCCAACAGCUCAGAGCGACUCGGUAGAGGCCGGGGGGUGGAGACUGAAACUAAAGGGGGGCUACGGGCGUUUCCUAGCAACACACAGGAGUUGGGCAGGGGACAGGUGUGUGUGUGUGUGUGUGUGUGUGUGUGUGUGUGUAUGUGCCUGAUGUGUGUGCUUGUGUGCGUGUUAAAGGAGGGUGUAACAGUCCCAGGUUGAAUUUUCCUACAUGAGAUCUCACAACCUUUAUUUAAACAUGCCAGUCCUCUCAGUCCAAAGCCAGUUUCGACAUCAACUGAUUUUUAAUAAAGACGUCUGUUGAAGUCCCUUACAUUAGUCAUUUACCUUGUCAACACAAGAACCAGGCAAAAAAAAAAAAAAACAGAGCGAUAUAGAUAUAUUUAUAUAUUAUAUAAAUGUGUGUAUAUACUCAAUGGAUAUUUCUUUGGAUAUUAGAGUGCAUGAUGAAUUAUGUGGUGGGUUUGAUGGGGUCAGAAAAAAAUGCCGUUAUUUGGGAUGGAUGCAAAAAAAAAAAUCUCUCUUCUUCUCGAGUCACGUAGUAGCAAAGAUAGGAGUGCUCUAUUCUGCUGUGCUUUGGUACGUCGCGCCCUUACGGGCUGACCUCAGGUCAGUUUUUUUUAAAUGUGCUGGGAUAGGGGAGGUCAAUAAUUAGGCCCAUGUAACUGGCCUGAGUCAGUGAAGACGGAGUGGGAUGUUUCACAAAACUGGUCUCGGUAAGUAAAGAGAUGGUGGGGUAGAAAUGCUCUGUACUUCUUCUAUCAUACGUAGUAUUGAGGAGCUCCAUGCAUGCAUCAUUUUUUUUCUCUUAUAUUUGGUAAAACAUCCAAUUACAUUAAAGGGGAAUUGCACCAGUUUUUCAAAAUUUAUGCAUAAUUCAGCCAUCAAGAUGUUGACGUCAUUCAGUGUGGUUUGAUGUAAAAUGGUUCAGUGUAGAAAAACUCAGGCGUUAGGUGUGUUCUGUUUUUUUUUUGUUUUUUUUUAAAACACUGUGGUGAUGAUAGGAACCAGAAGCUGUGAUGUCUACAUUUUGUUUGCUGUCCAAAAUGCUGAUAAUUAUAAUGGUCAAUCUGAAAAAAAUGUUGGGGGACUUUUUUUUUUUUUCCCUUACAAUGCCCUGCAUGUACCUCUCUGCCAUGAAUGGAUGAAAGAAAAAUAUGUUUUACGCCAAAAUAUUCUCGUCUAUCAUACAGCAUCCUGUCAGGUUUCGGGCAACAUAUUUGGAACCAUUUCAUGUAAUAACUUGAAGCUUUUAGAGCUGCAGGAAAAUCUUAUGAGUUGUAUCUUUACUUUGUUUAAAUGUUGUCGGUUUAUUAAAUCUGCCUCAGUCAUAUCUAAAAAUGUACUUGUUUCAAAAUGGUAGAUGUCUAUUAAAAUUAAAUAUACGGCAACCAAUCGCAAUUCACUGCCAUAACAAGCCAAGUCAUAGAAGAGGGCCAUGUCUCUGACAUGGUCAGCGAUAGUUGUAAAAAAUGGGCGAGGAAGGGGCCGAGGGGGUGCGCAGUGGCACUUAGUAUCCACAAAGGGGCCUUUGGGACCCGCUGUAUUAGUGGCGUUAAACACUUUGGAUGUCUGGUUCCUAUCGCUACCAUUGAGAACAGUUCUGAGUUCCUCUAGUAUGAAACAUUUGACCUUAAAACACUCCAAAUGACUUUGUUUGUAUCUUAAUGAUUUAAAUACGCAGAAAUGAUGAAAAAUCAGUGCAACUGCCCUUUAAUAAGCAUCAGUCCUGUCACUGUUGUUUAAGAAUUACACUAGUCUUCUAAGACAGUUCCUUCAACUAACUUUGUGCUUCAUGUCUGAGCAAAACACAACAUAGACAUUCCCACAUUCCAGUAGGGGGUGCCUGUCUGUGACUAAUUCAACAGACCUGAUGGAACUCUUGGACAGUGUCUCUGACCAGCAGUAUCACCAGAUCUCAAUCCCAGUUCUCUUUUGGAAAAGCAGGUGUGCUGAAAUAGGCGCCUAAGAAAUUGGAAGAGUGGGGUACAAUGAACAGGGACUAUCUCAAGACUGGUGCAGGGGUAGACAGAUAUAAAAAUUUGCACUGGUCACUCGGGCCACUAAACCAAGAAGUGGCCAGUAUUAAGACUUUGUUGCCACAAUCAUAGAAACACGGUCUGUACAUUGGUAAUUUCUGUUGUGAUGACUGUGCUGAUCUGUCCUGAUGUCAUCCCAUUUAGGCUAUUUCAUUAGGUACUGUUCAGCUACUGCAGUGAGAGCCUCUUGCUGUAACGGCAGCUUAUUGAACACCAUAUCACUGUUAACAGAACAAAACCUUGUAUCUCCAAAAUGAUACCUUUCCUGGAGAAGGAAAAAAACCUUCUUUACAUUCAAUGUAAGUCAAUGGAACCAGACUUUUUUCUAAGUCAUUAUUGUCCAUUUCUUUUGGUCCAUUCAUCAUGACGUUUAUACACAAUGUAAAGGCAUUUUCAAAUCAUCACAAAAACUGAGAUGCAAGGUUUUGUCCUGACAGCAGCAAUUAUUAUUUUUUUUAUAUGUAAGACCUUAUUUCAUAGACUGAUAUUACCAAACUUCAUUCAGUAAAACAGUUCUGCAGGAGUGGCCACCCAUGGUCACCACGCUGCUACAUUAGCUAUCACAGUGGUUGCAGUUGACCAACUGGCUUUGCGUUUCCUGUUGCCAAAAUGUGAAAUGGUGUGGCAACCUCCACCCCUAGACCAGCGUAAUCCUUACCCAACAGGACUGAUGCUGUUAUUAAGGCAAGGUGACAAAUAACCAAGUAUUAGAAAAGAAGUAGACCUCUGAAAUGGUCAUCAUUCUGCAGGUGGCAUCGUACCCAAUUCAGGAACCCUAGGUCUAAGCUGACUUUACCUAUGUGGAAAAUGAUAGUGUUACUUAAUCCUCUGAAUUACGAGGUUGUUGAGGAGUCAAAAUAUGCAUAAUGCUACAUUUUAUUAAAUCUACAAGCAAGCUAACACUCUACUAUUAAAGUUCAACACUGUUAUAUACCAACACCAGCUACUCAAACUGUAGGCUACUACUGCUAAAGCGACUUAACUACCACGUUUGGUAGAGCUUGGAAGGAGGCGUAUUUGGUUGAGGUUGCCAGUCUUAUGAUGUCAGUUUAGUGCACAGCUGUAUUGGCUUGCAUGUAGCAAUGGUUGCAUUUUGACAUAAUUAUCUCAUAAUUCAGAUGAUCUACUGUUAUUUAGGGGAGAGGAAGGGAUGUGCAACAGUGAAGCGUAUCGGGUAUGUAACACAGUUUACCACAGCAAUAGCAGCAGUUUUUGAAAACACCAUUUAUUUUCCCCAUCUUACACCCAGAGUUCCUAAUAUGUGCGAGACACCGACUACAGAGAGAUCCACGAUGCAUGCGGCUGACUUUGCAGUCUGCUUUUUUGAGAAAAUCCUGUUUUGUGAAAUGUCCCCAAAGAGAAAGCAGGAGCUUCUGAGUGCAGGUCUGCACUUCACAUACCCUCCAUGAAGCGUGUAUGCGCGCGUGUACUUGCUUGUCUGUGCGUCUGUGUUGAGGUUACCUGGGGAAUUGGUAUCUUUUGGUCUGUUGCUUCAUCUAGUCCUCUGUUCUGAGCCAAUCAAAAGAGUCCUCGCUCUGUGUUCAACUGCAAUUCAACUGGAAAUUACUAUUAUUAUUAUUGCUAUUAUAAUGAUUUAUUAUAUUAUUAUGUCAGCAUAAGUACAUAUGUAUUAACCGUCUUGAGGUGUUUUGCAGUUUCUGUAUUUAUUGUAACUGCUGUUUUUUUGUUUGUUUUCCCUCAUUGAAAACUUGACUUUUUCUUUUUAAUUUUAAGGUUUAUAUGUGAAUGUUAAGAAUGUUGUAUGCAUUAGCUGGCAUGAUCGAGAGGGCGAGUGCGCUCGGUGUGCGUGUGAGUGCGUGCGUGUGUGUGUGUGUGUGUGUGUAUUGUAUUACAGUUUGGACACACGUAGCUGACACUUCCCUGAAAAUCUCACCGUGACUCGGAAGCCUAAAUUGUGCCUCUUUAUAGAAAAACAAGACCUACAAUACAUUAAACAAACAAACAAAAAAACUACAAAACCCACGCUGCUUUGUGUCGCGGAUACUGCUUUGCAACCCUCAGGUUUUUGGAUAAAGGGGGGGGGUGCGGAGGGUGUGUUGCUUUGGGCUACUGGUUCUGUUUGUGCAAAAAGCUCUGUUUUGGUGAAGACAGUGAGGUUUUCCUUUUUUUUUUUUCCCCUCUGUGGUGUAUGUGUGAGAGACCAGUGUAUAAAGGAUGAAUUACAACUGAUUCCCCUGUAAUUGUCAUAUUGUAUGAUUCAAACAUAAAGGUUCCCCUCUA